UCGGAAACGGAGACAGAGUGAGAGGUCUGUUGUGUCUCCUCCUCUGUGCAGCUCUCCUCCGCUCCGUCUCCUCCGCUAGCUUAGCCUGCUAGCUAGCAGCCCAGGUAAACAUGGCCAUGUCGCAGGCUCUGUCAGAGGAGGAGUUCCAUCGGAUGCAGGCUCAGCUGUUGGAGCUGCGGACUCAGAACUACCAGCUGUCUGACGACCUCAGGAAGAACUCCACAGAACUGAACGCUGUCCGUCAGAAGAAUGUGGUUCUGGAAAGAGAUUUCAUCAAAGCGCAGAAGGCGCUGAACAAGAGCAAGAAGGCUCAGGAGGUGGAGGCGCUGCUGAGUGAGAACGAGAUGCUUCAGGGGAAACUUCACAGUCAGGAGGACGACUUCAGGCUGCAGAACAGCACGCUGAUGACAGAACUCUCCAAACUGUGCACUCAGAUCGAGCAGCUGGAGCAGGAGAACCAGGGCCUGAAGGAGCGAGGAGCCGCCGCUGCAUCCAGCACACCACCCAACUCCACCUCCAGCCCAGCUGAUGGAGAGCUUCUCCGCCUGCAGGCUGAGAACUCCACCCUGCAGAAGAAGAUGAAAGCCCUUCAGGAGCGGUUCGACAGAGAGCAGCAGAGCGCUGCCACCGAGACCGACGGGUCGGCCGGCGCCAACGGAGUCUCUGAUGUCACGGGGCGAGGGGAGGAGCCAGCAGCAGAGGGAGCCAGUGACAGACUGGAACAGGUGACGUCGGAGGCUCAGCUGGAGCGAACAGGGAAACAGCUUCACGGCCGGUCAGAGACGAGCGUAGAGGAGAUUGUAGCUAAGCAGGCAGCGAUAGGCUGGUCGGCUGCUCUCUGUCCAAUAACUCACUGCUUUGGACCAGAGCUGGAGAUGGCACUGACCACCGAGCAGGAGGAGAAGAGGCUGCUGAGGGAGCAGGUCCACCAGCUGGAGGCGUCCAAACAGGCUGAAAUCACCAAACUGCAGGAAGAGAUAACAAAGCUGUCUGACAAGUUAAAGAAGAAGCAGGAGAGUUUUCAGCGUCUGCAGGGAGAGAAGGAGGUUCUGUACAACGACAGCAGGACCAAAAUUGAUGAGAUCAACCAAAGGAAGGAGGAGGAGCUGAAGGCCAUGAACCUCCGCAUCCAGAAACUACAGACGGACCUCAUGGCAGCCAAUCAGAUGACGGCAGAGCUGAGAGAGCAACUGCAGAGCAGAGAGAAGGAGCACGACCUGGCUGUCCACACUCUGAAAGACCAGGUAGCCAAUCAGAGCGCAGUCAGUCAGGAGCAGGUGGACAACAUCCUGCAGGAGAAUGAUGCUCUGAGGACAAACCUAGCUGCUCUAGAACAGAUCCAGUCGGUGAAGACGCAGGAGAUGAACCUGUUGCGUGAGCAGCAGGAGGCGCUGACGGCCGAACUGCAGCAGAGACGAGCCGAGCAGGAGAGUCUGUUGGCUCAGAGAGACGACCUGGACUCUCAGCUGCAGGAGUCGAGUUUUGCCAACAGGAAGUUGUUGGAGCAGUUAACAGAAGAAGGACAAGAGAAGGAGAAGCUGCUGAGAGAGCUGGAGGAGGCGAAGAAGACAGCAGAGAAGAGGAAGGCCAUGUUGGAUGACAUGGCCAUUCAGCUGAACCAGGAGAAGUCUGACCACAAGGAGGCGCUGUCAGACCUCAAACUGCAGCACGAGAAGGAGGUUCUCGGAGUGAGGGCUCGAUAUGAGAAGGAGCUCCGAGGACUCCACGAAGACAAGAACCGCUCUGAGGAGGAGAUCCGACAGCAGCUUAGAGAAGAAAAGGCUCGGACCAAAGACCUGGAGGGUCUUCAGCAGAGGGUGGAGGAGCUGCAGGCUCAGGUUCUGUCCAUGGAGGGAACCAAAGGAUGGUUCGAGAGGCGACUCAAGGAGGCCGAGGAGAACAUCGAGAAGAAGUCACUGGAGCAUCAGGACGAGAUCGAGCGGCUGCAGAAGGAACACACACUUCAACUGGAGGAGAAGCAGUCAGAGAUGGAGGGAGUGAAGCAGCAGCUGGUGGAGGUGGAGAAGCAGAAGGAGGAGCACAGUGACACCAUCGGGAAACUCAAACAGGAGAUAAAAGACACCGUGGAUGGACAGAGGAUUUUAGAAAAGAAAGGAAGUGCAGCGCUGAAGGACUUGAAGCGGCAGCUGCAGCUGGAGAGGAAGCGAGCCGACAAACUGCAGGAGAGACUCCAGGAGAUACUGACCAACAGCAAGACCAGGACAGGUCUGGAGGAGCUGGUCCUGUCAGAGAUCAACAGUCCCAGCCGGACUCAGCAGACUGGAGACUCGUCCUCCGUCUCCUCCUUCUCUUACAGAGACAUGAUGAAGGAGGCUCAGCCGACCAAUCAGAACAAGUCUGGAGGCGGCAGCCCUCAGUCUCAGCGUCCCGCUGAGUUAUCUGAUGACGAGGUUGGAGAGCUGUUCCAGAGACUGGCCGAGGUUCAGCAGGAGAAAUGGAUGCUGGAGGAGAAGGUGAAACAUCUGGAGGUCAGCUGUUCGUCCAUGGCUGAAGACAUCUGCAGGAAGAGCGCCAUCAUAGAGACCUACGUGAUGGACAGCCGCAUAGAUGUGUCGGGCGCUGCGGUCGGAGGUCACGGAGGCUCUCAGGGAGAGCGAGGAGGUCUGGGUUCGGUCCUCAGAGAUCUGGUGAAACCAGGAGACGAGAAUCUGAGAGAGAUGAACAAGAAGCUGCAGAACAUGUUGGAGGAGCAGCUGACUAAGAACAUGCACCUGCAGAAGGACCUGGAGGUUUUGUCCCAGGAAUUAGUCCGUAUCAGUAAAGAGGGCAGUCCUGGUGGCGGUGCGGCCGGGUCGGGAUGAGACUAUCGCCUGGUUCCAUCCGUCCUUUCCCUUCUUGUCACUCUCGAUCACCUCAACUGGAAGAUGUGGGCCGGGCUCAGACUAACACCUGGAAACAACAUUUUGCUCUGGAUUCAUCAACCUAAGACCUGCUGUGGGCUCUGACUACUGACUGGAGCCCAAUGAUUUCACUCUGGAACUCUGGAAUUUAACCCUCCUGUGUUUUGGUGAAGAGAUGAAUGAAGGGAGGAAACAGGAAGUCAGACAACUGGAGGGAAUGGAAAAGUUGUGCUCAGCUCAUUUAUGUCGCUAUUGAAUGUACUGUAAUUAGACUGCACCGCUCAGAUCCUCUGGCUACGACCUGGAAACACAUGUCACAGAGCCUCGGUGGUGUCUACUCGCUGACUAAACUCACCUGUAAGAAUCUGAUGUCUGUCUGCUGGGUCCUGGCUACGUCCUGGAUUACACAUGCCUUGUACUUUAACGGAGUCAUUUCAUUGGUUCCUGUGUGCAGUAACGCUGUUGUGAUCUGGCUACUUCCUGAGCUUCCUAUCUGCAACAUAAUCACACUAAUGACCUGGGCUCUGUCUAUGUCCUGGAUUGCUGACUGUAAACAAGUUUUUGUUUGAUUCUAUCGUUGCAGUGGAAAAAGGUGUUUUCUCGGUUGUCAUGGAGAUGGGUUUCUUUUUAUCAGGUUUCUCUGAAUCAUCUUCAUGAGGACAAAGCAACAUCAGCUGUUGAUGAAGGCCAUGAGUUUAAACUGAAAGCCCCGUGUGGACGUUGCGUUAACAAUAAUACGUUUUUAUCUCAGACUAAACUGACGAGUUACAGUUCAGCUCCUCUAAACUAAACUGACUCUCAUCUCCUGUUCUUACCAACUGAAACACAACGACCUGCGAACAUCGUUGACUUUAACGUGAAUGAAUAUAAUCGUCAUCGAUGCUGCAGGAAGAGCCGACCAUCAGCUGUGAUGGAAACAACAACCACACGAUGUUUUCACGCAUCCUACUGAAACAUCACGUUAAUAUCUGGCGACGUGCACAGUUAACGUUCAACACAGAAGCAGGACACACACGAGGCAUCAAAGAUGUUAAAACUUUUAGAUCUGAUUCAACAUCCCCGAGUCUGAAGCAAAACAGUAGAAAGAGCCUGCGUCACGCCUGCGUCACGCCUGCGUCACGCCUGCGUCACGCCUGCGUCACGUCUGCGUCACGCCUGCGUCACGUCUGCGUCACGCCUGCGUCACGUCUGCGUCACGUCUGCGUCACGUCUGCGUCACGCCUGCGUCACGCCUGCAUCACGUCUGCGUCACGUCUGCGUCACGCCUGCGUCACGCCUGCGUCACAUCGGCUGCUACUGAGCAUGUGCGACUCGACAGAGAUGGGAAAGAAGUGCGAUGUCUCACUCUGUAGCUACUUCCACCAUCGUAAAGUCUGAUGACGUUGCUUUCUGCCGUUUCCCGUUUCUUUGACGUGUUUGUGAUGUCGAACAUGGUUUUUGUUUUAGAGUCGGUAUCGUCAGGAGACGUAAAACUUUCGAGCUUCACGUGUCGGCUAUACAUGUCGGGUCAACACCGGAGCUUCUGAACCUUCAGUGCGACGGAGCGAUCGCUGUGCAGAUCUCCAGAUAAAUUCUCGUUAUUAUGAAACUUUGCUGGUGAUCAACUUAAACUUAGUCGGCCAUGGCUACAUCAUGGAGCACCAACAUACUGUACUCAUGUUUACUGUCAUUUAUCAACUGUUCAUACAGUGGGUCAUGGCUACUUCCUGGUCUUGCAUGUUUUUGACCUCAGUAGCUCGAUGGAGAAUCCAUGUUUCUGCAGCCGCCUCUGUUCUGUUAUUUAUUACUCUUCUUACACUCUGAUGCAGAAUGGAUCAUGGCCUGGACUAGUUGCUGGAUUCAUAGUCCUCAUCCAUAUACUGUAAUUAGGACUUAUUGUUCAGAGAAAUGUUCACCAGCCUAUCGGUUGUUUUGAAAUUUAAAAAGUAAAUGCAUGAAAACUGGAGAUGAGCUUCAGCAACAUUCUGAUUAUUAAUUAAGAAUCUGAGAAUCAGUGGACGAGUCGCAGCUUUAUAAUUUAUUUGUCUUGUGGAUGAAAACUGAAAAUGAGGAGUUGCGUGUCGCCUCCGUCCUCCGAGAACCUGAUCAAUCAUCGUCUGUCUCAUUGGUUCAUGAUGAUUCAGCUGUUUAUCUUCAGGGCCGUGUCUAUAUCUUGGAUCACAUGAACUGUAACUUACCUUGCACUGUAACAUUUCCAUUUCUCCAAGCUGCAUAAACAACGUAACUCAUCUGACGGGCCGGGUCUACUUCCUGCUUUUAUUAUUUGGAUGUAUCUCUGCUUCUGUUCUGUGAGUUUGUUUGAAAACAGUUUAUCGUGACAGGAAGUGACAGUGGAACACUUCCUGUCUGCUCUGCCUUGUCUCAUGUCUUGGACUCUGACUACAUCCUGGAUUGAAUGUCUGCCACAGGCUGCUUCUAGUGACCAGGCUCUGACUACAUCCUGGACAUUACACUUGUACCAGACUUUGUUUUUGUUGCCUGUAUAUUUCUGCUUUAUUUUUGUUUGUACACUGCAAAAAAUAUACACUUCAGUCCGAUGUUAAGGCUUUACCAUGUGAGGGAGAGGAAGUGGAGCUUCUGGUGUUCAGACAGAAAACACCUGACAGGUGUAAAACCUCCACGAGCGGUCGAGCUGCACUGAAAACACACUGAAGCUUCUCUCUCUCUCUCUCUGUCUCUCUCUCUCUCUCUCUCAGCAGCAGACUGAACGGGAUCAGUCUACAUGCUGGGCAGCGACUCGCUUGUUGCUUUGUUUUUGUUUGUAAUGUUUAAAUCUGUAUAUACACGCUGUGAUAUGACUUUAACUGUAUGAAGAAUCAACGGAUCUAUUUAUGAGACUGAGGAUGAUCAUGACGCUAAUUAUUGUAACGACCUGAAAACAUGAUAAAAUUCUGUCUGAGGAC
Molecule: messenger RNA, 5764 nt
Organism: Acanthopagrus latus (yellowfin seabream)
Lineage: Eukaryota; Metazoa; Chordata; Actinopteri; Spariformes; Sparidae
Gene: gripap1
Product: GRIP1 associated protein 1
Exons: 29
Coding region: 111-2822 (903 amino acids)
Biological process (GO): regulation of neurotransmitter receptor transport, endosome to postsynaptic membrane; regulation of modification of synaptic structure; regulation of recycling endosome localization within postsynapse
Cellular component (GO): extrinsic component of postsynaptic early endosome membrane; postsynaptic recycling endosome; glutamatergic synapse
Source: RefSeq, a predicted model, not a curated record